AACCUGUUGAGGGAUGUUCAGGGCACAUCGCAACAGCAGCCAUACUUAACUUCGAUCUGUCAGUGAGUGCGUUUCGUUUCGAAUAUUUUCGAUUUUCGCUUUGUUAAAACGGUGAUCCCUCAAAAAACGAUUUUCGUCGUAUUCGGCGACGUCCGGGGGUUCCAUUCAAGGUGGUUCCACGUGUUUCGCGGCCAUGAUUAACCUGGAAGCGAGGAUAAUCACCAGCGAUAAGAAUAUGGGCGAUUUAAUAGAUAUGACUUCCGUUUAUAAUAAUCUCCCAACGUAUCUUCCAACAAACAACUGGAAUUAUUAUAUGCGACGAAACAUGCAAGAAAUCAUUCCGGGGGUUUACUUAGGUCCAUAUUCAACAGCGCUAAGAAAUUGCCGUUCUGCGUUAUUAGAUAAAGGAAUAACACAUAUUAUUUGUGUCCGACAAGAUAUUGAGGCACAUUAUAUUAAGCCACAAUUUUCUGAUUCAACAUUUACUUAUUUGACGCUCGAAUUCGCUGAUACGGUAACAGAAAGUAUCAUAAAGUACUUCCCAAAAGUGCGACAAUUUAUUGAUGAUGCUUUAGCACAUAAUGCUAAAGUUUUAGUCCAUGGAAAUAAUGGGAAUUCAAGAAGUGCAGCUUUAGUUUUAGCUUACAUUAUGGAAAAAUUUGGGUUAACUUAUCGAGAAGCUUAUGCUUAUGCUAAAGAUCGAAGGGCUUGCAUAAAACCCAACGACGGUUUUAUAUCCCAAUUAGAAGAAUAUGAGCCAAUUUAUCGGGCGAGACAAAGUUUAGAACAAGGCGGGACAUCUUGCGAAACGCGGAGGCAUAAAAGGAAGUGUGAUGAAUUAUCGGAAUUGGUUGAUAUCGAUUUAAUUCAACCACCACCUUCACCCGCAACAGAACUUGUCGGUGUUGAUUAUAGGCAAGAAGAAGUUUUAGAUAUUUCCAAUCAUUUACACCGGUUGUGGUUGUUAAAAACUGCUUAGUGGGGCUUUUUAAAAAAAUCUGUUGUGUAUAUAUGUAUAUUUCUUAAGGUUAAGCCUAGAUUAAGGUUUUUAUAUGUAAGUUAAUUAAGAUUUAAUCUUUUUUAAAAUUUAUUGGAAUCAGAAGAAUCUAUUAAGUUUUUUUUAAUUAAUGUAUAAGAUGAUUCAGUUAAUUUAAUAAUUAGUUAAAUUGUUUGUCAAAAUUUCAAAAUCAGUAUGAGAAGUAACACUUGAUUUAGAACUAGAAAGUUUAGGUUUUGCUGUCAAUUUAACAUAUUCACUGCCGUCUUGGUCAAUAUCACCAAGAAAAUUUAUUUAAUCACCACGCCGUUUUGGUCAAUAUCUUUACAGGAUGAUAAAUAUUUGAAAAUUUUUAACAGGAGACUGCAUUGGUGGAUCUUUUUGUGCAUUAUGCGCCAAAAAAUGGAGAUUUUGUCCACACAUGAAAUUUGUGCCUCUGUCCCAAGAUAUAUUUACAUACAUACGUAUAGAUUGUGUUAAUUAAUUAUCGCACCCGACGUUAUCAUUGCAAGUAUGC
This is a messenger RNA of Onthophagus taurus, 1514 nucleotides long. The record is from RefSeq and is a predicted model, not a curated record. Lineage: Eukaryota; Metazoa; Arthropoda; Insecta; Coleoptera; Scarabaeidae.